Poecilia reticulata (guppy) is the source of this 2959-nucleotide messenger RNA. RefSeq names its product cell division control protein 42 homolog. Gene Ontology annotation, molecular function: GTP binding; GTPase activity. The record is from RefSeq and is a predicted model, not a curated record. Gene Ontology annotation, biological process: small GTPase-mediated signal transduction. NCBI's taxonomy places the organism in Eukaryota, Metazoa, Chordata, Actinopteri, Cyprinodontiformes, Poeciliidae.
CUUCCCGAACAGGAGGAAGUGGGAUUUCCAGGAAGGAAUUGAACGCACCACACCAGUCGGAACACUCCAGCGGUGGUGAACGGACAAGAUGCAGACAAUAAAGUGUGUGGUAGUGGGUGACGGUGCUGUGGGGAAAACCUGCCUGCUCAUCUCCUACACAACCAACAAGUUUCCCUCUGAAUACGUACCAACCGUCUUCGAUAACUAUGCUGUGACAGUGAUGAUCGGAGGGGAGCCAUAUACCCUUGGACUGUUUGACACUGCAGGUCAGGAGGACUAUGACAGACUGCGACCCCUUAGCUACCCUCAAACCGAUGUCUUCCUCGUCUGUUUCUCCGUCGUAUCGCCUUCCUCCUUUGAAAACGUCAGAGAGAAGUGGGUUCCUGAGAUUUCUCACCACUGCCCGCGGACGCCCUUCCUGCUGGUUGGAACUCAGGUGGAUUUGAGAGAUGACAGCAACACAAUGGAGAAGCUGGCCAAGAACAAACAACGACCCAUGAGCUCUGAAAGUGGGGAGAAACUGGCGCGAGAGCUCAGAGCUGUCAAAUAUGUGGAGUGCUCAGCUCUGACGCAGCGAGGAUUGAAGAAUGUGUUUGAUGAGGCCAUCCUGGCGGCUCUGGAGCCCCCAGACAUCAAACCCAAAAAGCGCUGCCUUCUCCUAUAGAAACCUUCCAGAAGACGUGGAGCAGACAAAGAAGAUGGAGGUGGACGAGGAAGAGAUCGAUCCUGUACGGGAACAGGGAGGGAGCACCAAGGGGAGGGGUGUAGACACAUGUUUAAACAGUGCCUUCAGCCGUAGUGACCUAACGUGGGUGUGGUGUUAAAACUGACAGGCGCUUUAUUUUCCUAGUAGAUAAGUCGCUCUAACACGGUAAACAUUUAUGAGCUACACUCCACACUAACAAGUAAACAGGAUUUUCUUUUGAUAAUGGGAUGCGAUGAACUGCAAGGCACGGAUGGAGACAAGUUUACAGCUGAAACUGAAAACCAGCUCCUCAUUUGGAGAAAUAUUUUGGCAAUAAGGCACUGACGGUCUGCAGGAAAUUAAAGAACUAUGUUAUUAGUGUUUAAACACCUUCCCUUUUAUGUGCCAGCUUUACUUCUCUUUACAUCAAGUUUUAUGUGCGUUCAUUUUCUUUUUCCUUUUUGUUUCUUCUGCCAUAAAUCGUUUUUUAGUGCCAAAAAUGCAUUUUGAAUYCAUAUAUUUAUUCGAAAUGGCAUUCUAAAAGGUUAAUAGAAACACAAUAAGUGCUUUGCUUUUGCCACUGGAAUUCAGUUUUUGGAGCAAAACGAUAUAACUUCAAGGCAUUUUUAAUGUUAAAAUCUUUACAUCUACAACUAUGUCUAAGUGAGUUUAAAAAAAAUAAAAUUUCCAACAUUAAAAUGUUUUUUAAAAUGUUCAGUUUUCAAACACAUUUUAUGUUCACUAAAUCUGGUCUUAAAGUAUUGUUCUCUGAUGCUUAAGAAUUUAAAACUGAAUAAUAAAUCAUUUGCUUUUUACUCAUUCAAAAAAAAGAAACUGAAAACCUGGCCCUAAAUCUGAACAAGUUAUCUGGAGUAAUGCAAGAACAUGACAAGCAGGAUCUGCAGGUUUGUCCAGUUGGUAUCUGACCAAUGUGGAACAAACACGCGUUUGACACUUCAAAGGUUCUGCAUGACUGCAAUCAAACUCAUAUUUACUUUUAAGGCUUCAAUUUUUAAUGAUGAGUCAAUUAUGGUUGUUUUUUAGUUUUUAUUAAAAGAGUAAAGUGCAUGUUUUCUUCGAGAAAAAAAGCAUUUCUUUAAGACAUAAAAUAUGUUUCAUUGUUAAAUAAAAGUUGUGCCUUUUAGUUUUUCCACUCCAGGAAAGAGUGAUUAAAACUUUGCAAGAAUACAUUUUAGAUUCUUGGAGGUUUAAAGUGCUCAACUCGUUUGAUAGUCUUAUUGCCUUAACCCAGUCAAACUCAUAUAUAUAUUUUUUUUUAUUAUCUCUAAGCUGUUUGGUGAGCCAUAACAUCCAGAAAUUUUGCAGCUUUAUUUCAUCGAUCUCAAACGGUUAACACAAAACCACGUAAUGUUUUCUAUUCUGAUUAUUUUGUUCUUCUGGAAACAUCUUUAGUUUUCAGCACCCGAACGCCUUAAAAAGGACUGCUGUGGUUCAAAUGUUCCUUUGCUGUUUCUUCUGCCAAAGUUCAACUAAAUCACUGCUUCACAGAUUCCAGAAUGUUGAUCUAGAUGUUAAUAUAAUUAUUAGGAAUUACCAUUUGAAUUAUUCAUAGAUUUUUUWWUUUUAUUUUKUUGCUGUUACGCUGCUUUCUUAGCCCAACUUCUUUGAACAAAAUGAAAACUAAAGCUUGUUUUGUUAGCAGAGCUUCACAUUUUCACUCAGCAGUUGUGCUUAUUCAAAAACUGUUCCUCUGGGGACUAGAUUUUUAUUUUUUAUUUUUUUGCAUAGAAUGGGAUAAAUGGUGAUGUAUAUUAUUUUAUGGAGUUUCAGUGCUCUGUAGCACUGACUGUCCUGAGCCCAGAAAACAGUUUUAAUCCUUCACAUGACUGUAUUUUCUAAUGAAAUGAACACAGAAUCCUUUUUUUUUUUUUUUUUUUAAACCAAUCUGUUGAUGUUGACAUUUUGAUCAGAUAUUGAAUGAAUUAUUACUAGUAUUAUAUAGAUAUUUUGCUUCUUAUUGUUUCUUUGGGGACAGUAGUUUUGCAGGGUUUUAGACACUUUAAGUUUUGAUUUCUUCUUUGUGCCUUUUAGACAUUUUUACAACUACUUGAUGAAAACACAGAGUGCCAACAAUUACGGCAUCACCGGCUUAGUGUGGCAAACAAAAAGAUCUUUAAUAAGCUUCUCAUGUCAAAAACGAAAGAUAUUUUUAAAACAAUACUUGGAGAUUGAAUAAUAUUUGUCAUGCAUUAAAUUUGAAUGUUUGUUGGAAUGGGUGUAUGGAAAUAAUAAAAAUAGUACUUGAAUGUUUCA